AUGUCAUCGAAUCGGCUAAUUUGCUUUGGCCUCCUCUUCCUGCUGACUUUCGGCCACGUGACGUCACAGCGCACGUCACUGGACGAGGCUCUGAAGAAUCUCUACAGACCGCUGCGUCUUCUGGGCCUGGCCUUUGCCGGACGAUCCGGCGACGAUCCACAAAACGUGCAGCGCGUGCAAAUCGCGGGGAAAACCCAGAAGUCGAAUCCCCGUACGCGAGCCUUGUUGGAGUUCUGCGAUGCGGAGCACGGACCCGGAAAAAGGAGCCAGGAGCGACCGACCAGUGUGCACCGCUUGCGACCCGGGGACAUCGAUGUGAUUGGAGCAAUGGGUGACUCCUUGACCGCCGGAAACGGAAUCUUCGCCACGAAUAUACUCCAUGUGACCGUGGAGAACCGGGGCGUCGUGUGGUCCAUUGGGGGUCAGUACGACUGGCGGAAGUACCUCACGCUGCCCAACAUCCUGAAGGAGUUUAACCCCAACCUGUACGGAUACGCGAUCAAGGACGGCAUCUCCACGGACCGCACAUCCCGCUUCGACGUCGCCGAACUGGCCGCGAUGUCCAGGGACAUGCCCUACAUGGCCAAGGUCCUGGUGCGGCGCAUGCAGCGGGAUCCCAACGUAAACAUGACCGCCGACUGGAAGCUGAUUACCCUCUUCAUCGGCAACAACGACUUUUGCGCGGACAUCUGCUAUUAUCCGGAGCCGGAGAAGACAAUCGACUGGCACGAAAAAAAUAUGCUGAAGACCUAUCGUUACCUCAGGGACAACGUGCCCCGCCUCAUGCUGAACAUAGUGCCCGCCCCCAAUCUGCGGUUCCUGACCAACCUCUCGGGUCUGCCGCCCAACUGCUACACCACUCUCCGCUUCGAGUGCCCCUGCCUGAUGGGCAAGGGCAAGGGGCAGCUGGACUACCUGGAGGGCAUCAUGAAGCGCUGGAUAGCCAAGGACUCGGAGAUCGCCAAUAGGGAGGAGUUCAACACCGAGACCUUUACGAUAAAUGUGCAGCCGUUUUCGCAGUUCCAGGACUUCCCCCGCACGCGCUCCGGGAAGACGGAUACUCGCUUCUUCUCGGAGGACUGCUUCCACCUCAGCCAGCGGGGACACGCCGCUGCGGCCAACGCCAUAUGGAACAACAUGCUGGAGCUUCCCGGGGAGAAGAGUGGGUUCCCCACCCAGCUCUUCGAGACCUUCCGCUGCCCCAGCAAACAGCGUCCGUAUCUCAUCACCCGGGAGAACAGUCGUCCGGAGUUUGUGAUCUAAUCCGAAGUGGUGCCCGCCUGCGCUCCGCCGUGAAUUACUCCCUGUGAUAUCGCUCCUAAGUCUUCUUUCCAAGUUUGCCCAUAUAUUUGUAGUGUAAAUUAGCCACACACUAAGUGUAAAUAGUCGACGAUUAUCAGCAAGUCAAAUAAAAUGUUAUUCUUGAAUUA
This is a messenger RNA of Drosophila biarmipes, 1430 nucleotides long. RefSeq names its product phospholipase B1, membrane-associated. Gene Ontology annotation, biological process: phospholipid metabolic process. Lineage: Eukaryota; Metazoa; Arthropoda; Insecta; Diptera; Drosophilidae. Gene Ontology annotation, molecular function: glycerophospholipase activity. The record is from RefSeq and is a predicted model, not a curated record. The coding region runs from base 1 to 1263 and encodes 420 amino acids. The transcript has 3 exons.